Messenger RNA from Microthlaspi erraticum, 2058 nucleotides. The record is from the annotation of a GenBank genome assembly. NCBI's taxonomy places the organism in Eukaryota, Viridiplantae, Streptophyta, Magnoliopsida, Brassicales, Brassicaceae.
AUGCCUCGAGGGGUUAAUGCCACCAUUCUGUCUCUGAUUCCAAAGCACAAGGAUUCCCAAACGAUGAACGACUAUAGGCCGAUUGCUUGCUGCAACUUCCUGUAUAAGGUUAUUUCUAAAAUCCUUGCUAAUCGCUUGAAACUCAUACUGUCUGAUGCUAUUGAACCGAAUCAAAGUGCAUUUGUCAAGGGCCGUCUCCUUGUUGAAAACGUCUUGUUAGCGUCUGAAUUAGUCAACGGUUAUCACAAAUCGUCUAUUUCCACUCGUUGCACAAUAAAGUUUGAUAUUGCCAAGGCUUUUGAUACAGUCAAAUGGUCUUUCAUCAUCGCUGUGCUUCAGGCUAUGGGAUUACCACUUGUGUUCAUCAACUGGAUCCAUGUUUGCAUAUCCACUGCUUCCUUUUCAGUGGUUGUUAGUGGUGGUCUUGAAGGUUUCUUCACGAGUGCGAGGGGAAUCAGGCAGGGGUGCUCAUUGUCUCCUUAUCUAUAUGUUAUUCUGAACAAUGUGUUAUCUAAAAUGCUGAAUCGGGCUGCUUCCUCAGGAAUAUUUGGGUACCAUCCGCAGUGUAAGGAGGUAAACUUUACUCAUCUAAGUUUUGCUGAUGAUAUUCUAGUUUUCACUGAUGGCACAAUAGGAUCGCUUUCUGGGGUCUUGGAAGUCAUGAGUAGCUUUGCUCGAAUCUCGGGCCUAUAUAUUAACACGUCUAUGUCCUCUAUUUUUGCUGCUGGGCAAGGGGCUUCUACUCUCGUGGCCGCUGUUGCAGUGAGAGGACUCGCUGUGGGUACUCUCCCUAUUCGGUACCUUGGUUUGCCGCUUACAACCAAGGCUCUCACAGUGCAGGACUAUGAACCUCUCAUCGAUAAAAUCCGCUCACGUUUCAUCUCAUGGCCGACCAAGAUCUUGUCCUGCGCUGGUCGCUUGCAGCUUAUCAAGUCUGUUAUUGCUAGUACGGUCAAUUUUUGGAGCUCUGAUUUCAUUCUCCCUAAAAGCUGUCUCGAUACAAUUGCGGGUAUGUGCAGUGCCUUUCUUUGGUCUGACUCUCCGCAUGAUACACAUAAGGCCAAAGUCUCUUGGGUGGAUCUGUGUCUACCAAAAGCAGAGGGAGGAUUAGGAAUCCGAAGCUUGCGUACCUCCUCUCUUGUCUUUGCUCUAAACCUCAUCUGGCGCUUGUUCUCCUCUUCCGGUUCUCUCUGGGUUGCAUGGGUCCGCCAUUAUCUGAUGAAAGAUGAGCCUUUUUGGACGGCUAAGGAGGGUUCCAGUGGAUCGUGGGUGUGGAGGAAGCUGCUCAAGAUGCGGCCCUUAGCCUCGCUGUUUGGGAUCCAUCGUCUGGCUCGUGUGGUGGAGGCUGUCAAUGGCACAAGUUGGCGACUGAGAAGACAGCGAGGGUCUCUUCCUUUCGGACUAGCAGCGACGAUCAGAGCUUUACCCAUACCUCGCGCUUCCUUAGGAGAGGAUGUAGUGCUUUGGAAACAUGACGAGGGGGACUAUAAGGACAAAUUCUCAUCGUCUCAGACAUGGCAGCAGAUUCGCAAUAAAAGAGAUAAUGUUUCCUGGCAUCGGAUCGUUUGGUUUGCUCAAGGAGUUCAACGGUUCUCUUUUACGGUUUGGCUCGCAGUUAUGAACAGGCUGUCUACGGGAGAUAGAAUGCGUACAUGGGAAUUUGACCAAUCCUGUCUAUUCUGCGGGGAGCGCAACGAGACGAGGGACCAUCUUUACUUUGCUUGUCCCUAUACAUACACUGUCUUGUUAGACUUGGGAGGCUCUCUUUUGGGACAUGCUGCUACACCAGAUUGGGAGGAGACCGUGAACUUUCUUAGCUACACAUGCCACCACUUUAUGGAUUCUAUCCUACAAUGUAUGCUAUUUCAAGCGUGCAUUUACCAUAUUUGGAGGGAACGAAAUGCCCGUAGACACGGUAGUAGUCCUAUCGCAAUAGCCGUCAUGAAACGCAUCAUUGACAAGUCUAUGUGCAACAUAAUAGCGUCGCUGCGCUAUCGAUCGCCCCACAAGCUGGAGGGACUUCUACGGCAGUGGUUUGCUGUACGAGGAACUGUAUGA